Messenger RNA from Cyprinodon tularosa, 2166 nucleotides. RefSeq names its product myelin-oligodendrocyte glycoprotein-like. Gene Ontology annotation, cellular component: external side of plasma membrane. The coding region runs from base 25 to 612 and encodes 195 amino acids. Lineage: Eukaryota; Metazoa; Chordata; Actinopteri; Cyprinodontiformes; Cyprinodontidae. Gene Ontology annotation, biological process: cellular response to lipopolysaccharide; positive regulation of T cell proliferation; immune response. The record is from RefSeq and is a predicted model, not a curated record. The transcript has 5 exons.
UGUUACGGUAGUUAUUUGAUCAUAAUGGUUCAAGAGAGGCAGUUUGUGUUUUUGCUGCUCCUGACUUUUCUAUUUAGACUUUCUACAGCAGACACUGAGGUGACAUGUGUUUUGGACCAGACAUGCAUUUUACCCUGCACAUUCCAGUACACUUCUGAUCUGGUGCUCCACUGGAUAGAUGUAUCAGGAAACCGCAAUGUUCACUCCUACUAUCGCGACAAAGACCAGCUGGAACAUCAGCACCAGCACUUUAAAGGCAGGACCUCACUGUCUAAAGAGCUGUCCAGGGGUAAUGCCUCACUAGAACUGACAAGAGUGAGAGCAGAAGAUAAGGGAAGAUACAAGUGCUACACCAGCACCAUUGAUGGAAACCAGGAAUCAUUUGUUAACCUAAAAAUUGAAGAUAAUUCAGAGUCUGCAGCAACUCAACUCCCCCAUACCAGGAUAACUGUUCCUCCCAGUGAUGGGAAAAGUACACCAUCUGCAAGAUUCACAGAAGAAAAUUUGCCCAGGAAUAGAUUUGCGUUGGUUGUUUGUUUUUUGUUGGUUCUGGCAUUUGUUGUCAUGCUCUGCUGUAAAAGAGGAAAAAGGUCCAGUAAGAUCAGUGUGUAAAGAACCAGACACCAAAAAUAGGCUUCUGUUUGUCUGUACCCUACUGCAACACUCAGACUCGUUCCCAUAGCAGGGAAAUCUACUACGAACAAGCCAAAAACCUAUAGACUAUCAUGGUUGUUAGGAUUGGAGUCCAACCAGAUGGAUGUAAGAAUCCUAACACACUGAAAAAAAAAAACUGCUGAAGAACGCUGGCAGCUGAAAGUCACAGAGAGCUUCAUAACAAUUCUCUGCUGAUGAACCUACAAGCUUCAACAAAGAAACAUGGUUUUCCCUUUAUGAAAUGUGUUAUACUGUAUUUUCUAUGAAUUAUUAAGCUUUAAAGAAGCAAAUCUGUUAUGAAAAUUGAUAUAGAAGCUAAAAAACUAGCUCUAAGUAACGACUCUCUAUGCACUUUAUUUGCAGUCUCCGGUUUAUGAAGCAUUAAUGUCAUUUUACAGUUUUCCUCGAACGAAAAACUUGUAGCCAGGUGAAAAAAGACCCCACUAUCAGUAAAAAAAAUUGUAUUUUAAAAAGAAAGUCAGUUUCAAAUGUAAGGGACAAAAAAAAAAACUACUUUUGGUAUCAUUCAGUAUUGUUCUGAAGCUCAACUUAAAGGGCUAAGUAAAUUUUCCCUGAUGGGGUUGUGUGAAAUAGUUAUUAACAUAACCAGAGGAGGGUAGAGUACCCAAAAAUUGUACUCAAGUAAGAGUAGCACUACUUCAACAUUUUUUACUUAAGUAAAAGUAAAAAGUAAUCAUCCAAGAAAUUACUGAGGUAAAAGUAAAACUGUACUUGGUAAAAAGUAUUACUUGAGUACUGAGUAACUGUAGUACACCAAAAUCUGAUUAAAUAUUUAGAACUGAUGCAAACAGACAGACUUUCUGUUCAAGUUCUGGUACUUUAAGGAAUCAAAUGCAUAAAGAAUAUGGAAGAAAUUAUAGGACAGGGUAAAGAACUUCCACUGCACUGCAAAAAAAAAAAAAAGUGCAAUUUGCCAAGAAAUGAAGCGGGAAGUGAGACACUUUGCCAAUGGAACAAGACAAAUUACAUUUAAAAUAAGAAAAAGCAACUGCAAUAAAGCGCAUGUUAUCUAAUCAUUUUAUUUUUAAGAGUAUAAAAAAUCAUUCCAUUGGCAAAUCAUCCCAUUUACUUACUAAUGUUAAAUGUAUAUACACUUGUUUUAAGAAAUGUUUACGCAUUUAUAGAUCAUAUUGCAGUGUGAUUAUAUUUAUUGUUUACUGUAUGUUUACCUGAUCUUGAAAUAAUUCAAAUUACUCACAGAGGACAGAGGAGUCAGAGAGUUUACUCAAGUACUUAACAGGAAUAUUACUCUAAAAGUAAUUAGUACAGAAAAGUAAAACUACUCCUAAAAGUGUGGUAGUAGCCAAUCAAAACUUUCCCCACUUUCCUUGAAGGGGCCCUUGGCUGGUCCUUGGUUGGUCCCCUAAGAUUCCUUUUUUAAACAUCAAUCUUUGUACUAAAAUAUUCUUUCUGUCAUGAUUUGUGGGCAUUAAGAUCUAAAAAUAAGCAUCAUGUCCUGAUCUGACCCUGUAAUUCAGUGAAAGGGUGGAG